This is a messenger RNA of Sphaeroforma arctica JP610, 657 nucleotides long. RefSeq lists its product as hypothetical. Gene Ontology annotation, biological process: lysosomal transport. The annotation marks the transcript as partial. Lineage: Eukaryota; Ichthyosporea; Ichthyophonida. Gene Ontology annotation, molecular function: signaling receptor activity; D-mannose binding. The record is from RefSeq and is a predicted model, not a curated record. The transcript is spliced from 3 exons.
GUAAGUUGUGGCACCGCCAGUUCAGACAUCCAGUUUGUCGAGGACGGCAUUCUCACGGUUACAUACGAAGACGGUGAUAUUUGUCCGUCUGGCAAUGCAACGCGGUCGUCUACGUUCACCUUCUACUGCGAUCCGAUAGGCAAGGCCGACAAACCCCCCACGCUGGUUAAAAACGAACACGAUUGCGAGUAUGUUUUUGCCUGGGAAACUCCCCAUGCGUGUGGCAUCGGGGGAGACAGACAACCGCCGUCGAAUGAGGCGCCCAAACCAGCAGCUACCCCCAAACAUCCCGAUGUUCAGGUUGCUAAAUUGAACAACCCAUCCGUAUCCAUAAACUCAGUACCUCAUAUUCUCCCCGCCCUCCACCACAGCCUGCUUUUGCUGAUCGUCUGCUAUGUCGUGGGGGGAUCAUGCUAUAACUUCUUCGUUAAGAAGGAGUCAGGCGUGUAUAUCUUUCCCCAUUGGAUUAUCUGGUCCGGUCUAUGCGGGGGCCUGUAUGCAGUGGUGGCUGCAGGUCUGCAACGAGCUGGCGCUGGGCGUGGGCGGGCGAACGCCAAUGACCGUGUGUACGCGUCAAUACCGCAAACGGACGAACCACUGCUGAAUAGCGGCAGCGACGAGAGUGACAGCGACGACGACCAGAUGCUGCACGUUUAG